GCGAUCUACAGCACAUGCCGCGUGGGCGCGACCGCAGACCGCCGCCCAGUGCCGAUCUGUCGGAUGGGAGCGGUGGCUCGACUUCAGCACUUUCAACCAAUGCUACGACAUGCAGCGCCACGCAGCCAGCCAAGAGGCUGAGCCACCUCGACCAGCGAGUCUCAGAGACACCAGUUGCUACCUGACCCACUCGCAGCUGCAGAACAGGACACCCAACACUAGAGCUUGGGCUAUUGCACGCGUAGGCUUGGACGACGACGGCUUCAGUUACAUGGGGCGCCUGGUUGGAAAGUUCAGCAACUCCAUCCCCGAGGACCUUGGCAAACCCACGUCCAGCACAAUCGUCGAGCUUGCGGGUGUGCUUUGGGCCCUCGUAGCAGCCCUCUCUUUCUCGGAUGGCAGGCCGCGUGCAUUCAUCGGCGACGGUGCUCCUGCCCCCGGCGCAGCCGACGGGCUCAAUGUGAUCAGGUCGCACCGCGGCCCCCCCCGCGUUACUGCUAUUUUGGCCGACGAGACCAGACAUGGGAUCAGCGCCAGUUUCGAGCGCGUCAAGGGUCGUUCGGGCGGCCCCUGGAACGAGGCAGCCGACAUGCUUUCUAAGAUGGCCAGCGUGCAGACAUCCAGGUGCCACCACUUCAACAACCUCUGCGGCUACCUGCACUGCGACGUGGGGUUGGAAUGGGAGUGGGUUGCCAGCGCGAACGCGGAGACCGCCCUCUGCCUAUCCCCGACAGCAGCCAAAUUUGAAUUGAAGAUGGGCGCCUGCCAAUUCAAUGCGCAGUCCAUGGUUGACGACCUGCUCAAGCCGACCGCAGGAAGGAAGUGCUCAGCUAAGGGUACCUUUGUCAGGAAGCAGCUGGGCGUCAGAGGGAUGCACAUCGCGGGUGUCCACGGGGCCAUAGGAUCAGCUCGAGCAUGGAAUGCGGGCGGCUACUGCACUGUCGCCAGCCAGGCGAUCAAAGGCAACCUGGUUUGCGCAUUAUUGCUGGACACGAACGUUCCCUGCGUCACAUGCAAGCACACGGAGUUCUGCUUCCAGCGCAAGCGCGUCAAAGUUCUUAUUCAGCGCCCGCAGUUGCCCAUUGCCAGAGUAGCGGCGCCCUUCUUUGACGAGGAGAGCGGGGCGCGCAUCCAUUGGCUUGCGCACCACAGACAUCUGUUCGCGGCCAACACUCUACUUGGCCCAAAAGAGGACAAACAAUACACCUGGAAGGCGCACAACGGAGCGCCGCGUAAAAUAGACAACAUCAUGGUAAAGGAGCACAUCUACAAGCGGAUGACCAUCAUUGGUGUGGAUCACACGUUCGACAUCACAGGCAAGCGCAAGGACCACGCGCCAGUCGCCAGUCCUGGCCUACCUCAAAGCACGGACGUCAACCAGCACUACCAUGACAUGCAGAUGGACGUACAUGCAUGCAUUGUUGAGCACUUUGGGCAGGACAAGUUCACGCCGUGCAAGCACACCCUGGGCCGCAACUCCAUGCGCCAGGUCAGGGUCAGGCGCUUCCUCGACGACGCUUUAGAUUUAUUCAAGGCAUUUCUUGCAGCGGCCAGGAACGGUGCGAUGGAAGACCUGGCCAACCAACUCAUGCGCACCAAGAACGACAACCACCCUACUGAGCACUGGAAGAUCGCGAAGCGCAUCCUGGUAUUAGGUGGCAGGCCGGGCACGUGGACGGCCAUGCGCCCUGAGCGUGAGGACAGUGGGGACAACAGCAUCAAUGCUGAGCAGCAAUGGUGCGAAGAACGCCUCACAUAUUUUGCUAGUGUGGAGCAGGCCAGGGCACGGCCGCCCGAGGACCCCAUCAAGCGCUACAACAACACAGCCCAGUUGAUCAACCCACCAGGAUCUUUCCCAGCCCACCAACUUCAAUCCAAACACAACCCUCAGUGCAGCUUCCAGAAGGCCAAGCUUAGGGGAGCCAGCGGGCCAGACGGCAUCCCCAACGACGCCCUCGAAGCCCGCGCCAGAUCCAUGGCCAGGAUCUGGCUUCCCGCGCUCCCGAAGGCGCACCUGCUGGGCCAAGAGCUGCUCCAGUUCAAGAUUGGCACAGCCGUUGAGCUGCAUGAGUCAGGAUUUGCCCAGCCCGUCGCCAACCUCCGCAGCAUCCUGAUCAACAGCAACAUCGCCAAUCACCACCGCGCCUAUCUGCGCAGGCUCGCAAUAGACAGCCACCUCGACCUCAUGAGGGCCACGCAGUACGGGGGCGCCCCGAGGAGGAGCACGGCCAUGACGACCCACUCCAUCAAGGCAUUCUUGCUGGUCAGCAGGCAGACGGACAUGUUCAGCAUCGUGCCCAUGACUGACCUUAAG
Molecule: messenger RNA, 2314 nt
Organism: Prorocentrum cordatum
Lineage: Eukaryota; Dinophyceae; Prorocentrales; Prorocentraceae
Source: the annotation of a GenBank genome assembly